Manis javanica (Malayan pangolin) is the source of this 4657-nucleotide messenger RNA. NCBI's taxonomy places the organism in Eukaryota, Metazoa, Chordata, Mammalia, Pholidota, Manidae. The record is from RefSeq and is a predicted model, not a curated record.
GGAGUACAGAAGAGCCGGGCGGCGGCGCCGAGGCGAGUCGGGAGCCGCCCCAGCCAAGUUUGUUCCCGGUUAAACUUUCCCGGUUCCCGCUUUCUUUCCCUGCAGCCUGGGCUGCUGGUCACCAAUGGAGACAAGAGGCCUGGACUUCUGAGCUUCUACUGGAAAAGAGAAGAUGGGCAAGGCCUUCAGGAUGCCAGGGAGGCUGGUGUAAACUGAUGUGAGCCACGACAUGCUGGCUUGAAGGGUUGAUUAGGAUACCACCCUCUCAUGGAUGUUGUGAGAAUGAUAUGAGACUGUGUGUGUGGCCCAGCUGUGUACCCUUGGGCCUUACCAUUCCAGUUCACACCAGCUGACUUUUGGCACCUACCAUUUGCAUCUCUCUGCCUAAAGAGAGCAGCAGUGGCCUUCAACCAACAGUUGAUGGAAAUUGGAGUCCCAGGCGUGCAGUAGGCCUCGCUGGAGGGAAUGUCAGCGUGGACCAUGGGCGCCCGUGGUGCGGACAAACAAGGAAGUUUCUUUAAGCUCAUUGACACAAUCGCCUCGGAGAUUGGAGAGCUGAAGCAGGAGAUGGUGCAGACCAAUGUCAGCCUGGAAAAUGGCCUGGAACCCUCGGAAGCCCUCAGCAUGAUGAGACAUGAGGAUGAUGGGUAUUCCAAGGGAAAGGAUGUGAAGGCCUAUCCCCGGGACUCUGGCUAUGACAGCCUGUCUAACAGGCUCAGCAUUUUGGACCGGCUUCUCCACACCCACCCCAUAUGGCUGCAGCUGAAUCUGAGUGAGGAGGAAGCGGCAAAAGUCCUACAGUCCCAGCCUCCGGGGAUCUUCCUAGUUCGUAAAUCCACCAAAAUGCAGAAGAAAGUCCUCUCCCUUCGACUGCCCUGUGAAUUUGGAACCCCACUCAAGGAAUUUGCCAUAAAGGAAAGCACAUACACGUUUUCCCUGGAAGGCUCAGGAAUCAGUUUUGCGGAUUUAUUCCGGCUCAUUGCUUUCUACUGCAUCAGCAGGGACGUUCUGCCAUUUACCUUGAAGUUACCUUACGCCAUUUCAACAGCCAAGACUGAAGCUCAGCUUGAAGAACUAGCCCAGCUGGGACUAAAUUUUUGGAGCUCUCCAGCGGACAGCAAGCCCCCAAAUCCUCCACCUCCCCACAGGCCUCUCUCCUCAGACGGCGUCUGUCCCGCCUCCCGCCAGCUCUGCCUUAUAAAUGGGGUGCAUUCUAUAAAAACCAGGACGCCUUCGGAGCUGGAGUGCAGCCAGACCAACGGAGCCCUGUGUUUUAUUAAUCCCCUUUUCUUGAAAGUGCACAGCCAGGACCUCAGCGGAGGCCUGAAACGGCCCUGCACAAGGACUCCCAGCGUGAAUGGCACUGAGAGGCCGAGGUCCCCCCCGCCCCGGCCCCCGCCGCCCGCUAUUAAUAGUCUCCACACAAGCCCUCAGCUGUGCAGGACUGAAACCCAGGCGAGCAUGCCAGAAACAGUCAACCGUAACAAGCACGGGAACGUAGCUGCGCCUGGAACGAAACCAGCCCCCAUCCCUCCGCCGCGGCUGAAGAAGCAGGCUUCUUUUCUGGAAGCGGAAGGCGGCGCGAAGACCUUGGCGGGCCGCCGGCCCCGGGCCGAGCCGGGCGCAGCUGGCAGCCCGGGCGGAGCCCCGCCUGAGCAGGCCCCCGGGGACUGCACGAGGGCCCAGCCCGCCAGCUCUGAAUCACGGUCCCCGUGGAAUGGAGGCAGGCAGAGGCUGAGCGACAUGAGCAUUUCCACUUCCUCCUCCGACUCGCUGGAGUUCGACCGCAGCAUGCCCCUGUUUAGCUAUGAGGCGGACACCACCAGCAGCCUGGAGGACUACGACGGGGAGAGCGACCAGGAGACCAUGCCCCCCCCUAUCAAGUCCAAAAAGAAGAGGAACAGCUCCUUCGUGCUGCCCAGGCUCGUCAAGUCUCAGCUCCGCAAGAUGAGCGGCGUGUUCAGCUCCUUCAUGACCCCCGAGAAGCGCAUGGUCAGGAGGAUCGCCGAGCUGUCGCGGGACAAGUGCACCUACUUCGGUUGCCUGGUGCAGGACUACGUGAGCUUCUUGCAGGAGAACAAGGAAUGCCACGUGUCCAGCACGGACAUGCUGCAGACCAUCCGGCAGUUCAUGACCCAGGUGAAGAACUAUUUGUCCCAGAGCUCAGAACUGGACCCUCCCAUCGAGUCACUGAUCCCCGAAGACCAAAUAGAUGUGGUGCUGGAAAAGGCCAUGCACAAGUGCAUCCUAAAGCCCCUGAAGGGGCACGUGGAGGCCAUGCUCAAGGACUUCCACAUGGCCGAUGGCUCAUGGAAACAACUGAGGGAGAACCUGCAGCUUGUGCGGCAGAGGCGCCCACAGGACCUGGGGGUCUCUGCUCCCACCCCGGAUUUUGUGGAUGUGGAGAAAAUCAAAGUCAAAUUCAUGACCAUGCAGAAGAUGUAUUCACCAGAAAAGAAAGUCAUGCUGCUGUUGAGGGUCUGCAAGCUCAUUUACACUGUCAUGGAGAACAACUCAGGGAGGAUGUAUGGAGCUGACGACUUUUUACCAGUGCUGACCUAUGUCAUAGCUCAGUGCGACAUGCUGGAACUGGACACGGAAAUAGAGUACAUGAUGGAACUCUUAGAUCCCUCACUGCUACACGGAGAAGGAGGCUAUUACUUGACCAGCGCCUACGGAGCACUUUCUCUGAUCAAGAAUUUCCAAGAAGAACAGGCGGCGCGGCUGCUCAGCUCGGAGGCUAGGGACACCCUGCGGCAGUGGCACAAACGGAGAACCACGAACCGGACCAUCCCCUCGGUGGAUGACUUCCAGAAUUAUCUCCGAGUUGCAUUCCAGGAGGUCAACAGUGGUUGCACAGGAAAAACCCUCCUUGUAAGACCUUACGUCACCACUGAGGAUGUGUGUCAGCUCUGUGCUGAGAAGUUCAAAGUGGGGGAUCCUGAGGAGUACAGCCUCUUCCUCUUCAUUGACGAAACAUGGCAGCAGCUGGCAGAGGACACUUACCCUCAAAAAAUCAAGGCUGAGCUGCACAGCCGGCCACAACCUCACAUCUUCCACUUUGUCUACAAGCGCAUCAAGAAUGAUCCUUACAGAGCCAUCUUCCAUAAUGGGGAAGACGAUCUCACCGCCUCAUAGAAGACACAUGGGACUUCCCAGUGGUGCAUCCAAAAGGGGGUCAGGAACCUUGCCUUCCUGACCCCUCAUGCUUCCUCAUGCUUGUGGUUGAAAAGCAGUCACCUCUUUGGGGACCCCUUGGUUCAGCGACUAAGGUAUCCGCAGGCCAGCUUGGCCAAGGGCAUCUUUAGCCACAUUGUCCAAGCAAGGCAGCUGAGGUUCAUGAAACCAUAGGAGUCUCCUUCAGAGAUGGAGAACUGCUCUUGAAGUGUCCUGAGAUUGUUUGCUACCUACCCCCAGCUGGGUUCUAGGUUGGCUUACAUGUUGUAUAUGUGCUGAAUAAACAUCUAAGAGGUACAAGCUCUUCUCUUGAAUUCUGCAGCCAGGCUUUGACAAGACUGUCCGAUGCAGUGCAUCAGGCAUUUCUCAGUUCUGUGGAUGGCUCCAUCUUUUCCUUCCAUUCUUUUCUUUUUUCCUUUUUUUUUCUUUCUUUUUUUGUUUUUUUACAGAGACUCUGUUUUUAUAUAUUUCAUAGAAAUUUUUAUAGCAGUUGCAGGUAAACUGUCAGGAUUGGUUUUUAAAUAUUUUUGUAACUAAGAUAUUCUAUAAUUAUGCAUGUGAUUUUAACAUUUAAUAUUCAAAAAACUCUUGCUGGAUUUGAGAGUAUUGCAUUUUUAAAGUCUCUCCUCUGUAACUGGAUGUUUUAGCAGCUUUGUGGGGGAAGAGAUGGCUGGAUUUCUUAAAGCAUGUGUCACUGACACUGGCCACAGAAUGCCUUUGGAAAUCUGAGGUACUGUUAUCUUGUUCACAGUUGGUGGUAGCGGGCUCUUUCUAGUUUUAACAAAGUGAUGCUGAGAUCAGGAGAGAAAUGAAUGUAGAUGAGAGGUUAAGAGAGAAAUACAGACUCUAACAAAGGACUAAGUGUAGUCUGCUGGUUCAGGCUCCAUGAAGGAAGUAGGAAAAGGAGAUGAAAGGAACCACCUCUGUGGAAAAUACUGCAAAUAUGCAGUGAGUUUUGGCAAAGCCUAUCCCAUGUUACUUGCUUUGGGAAACAAUUAUGAAAGUCCCACAAGGAAAAAAAAUAAGGAUAACACUUUUUUUUCCUUUUUCACAUAAAUCAAAACCAGCAGCAUCAAAUGAUUUGGGGCAGAAAUCAAGUAAUGUGUAAUGUGACUUUUAUUAAGUUAAAGAAGAUGCUGUUUGGAAAAGAGUUUGCAAAGGCACCAAAAAGCCUGUCUGCACUGUAAGAAUGUAUGGGGAAGUUAGAUUUAUGUUCUUUGAAACCUGUUUGGAAGAGGGCAACGCCUGAGGGUCCUGUGGUCCAUGUAACACAGGGAGUCAUAGAAACAUGUUGUCCUGCAUAAAGGUGCGCCAUCAUCUGAUUUGGUUGGCUUUGUACCUUGUAGCUUUCAUACCUUUUGCUGUAUGUGUAGAACCCUCAGCAUGUACCAUGUUGUACUUCCUUUUGUAAAUGAUUUUUUAAAUGGAAUUUUGCACAUAAUACAUUGUAAUACUGUACAAUAAUCAUGGGUGAAAAUAA